AUGUCUACAUCUAACGUUGCCACAAGAGUGGAAACUUGGCUUUCAUCCACAUGGCAUGUUAAGGUUCCUUUGACAUGGCUGGAAGCAUGUAUUAGUUGGAUCCAGGAAGAAAAUAGUGGUAGUAAUUUAAGUCAAGCUCAGAUUAACAGGCAGGUAUUUGAGCAAUGGCUUCUUACCGACCUAAGAGAUUUGGAAUAUCCUGUUUUGCCUGACUGCAUCUUAGAUGCUCCUAAAGGAGAGUUGUCAGGCUUCUACUCCAUACAGAUUGAUUCACUGGCUGAUGUUAGCCAGCCAGCAUAUUCCCAGUUGCAGAAGCUAAGAGGGAAAAAUACUGCAAAUGAAGAAGUGACAGCCAGUACUCAGGCAUUCCAGAAGCCCUGGGAAGCAAAGCCUACUCGAAUGCUGAUGCUGCAACUAACUGAUGGGAUACAUCAAAUUCAGGGCAUGGAGUAUCAACCAGUGCCUGUCCUCCAUAGUAAUCUUCCUCCUGGAACAAAAAUCACUGUACAGGGUAACGUUGCAUAUCGUCUUGGAGUCCUUCUGCUUAAACCAGAAAAUGUGAAAGUUUUGGGGGGUGAAGUGGAUGCUCUACUGGAGGAGUAUUCUCAGGAAAGAGUCCUUGCUAGACUAACUGGAGAAACUGAAAACCCUAAUUCUGUUGGACAAGCUGGUCACGACCAAAUUCUUUCAAGGCCUGUGGAUGAAUUAGAACAAACUCUAGGCCCCUCGGAUGAAGAGCUUUUAGCCAGUCUUGAUGAAAAUAAUGAAUUUACUUUAAACAAUGAAACAGAAAGCGGAUACUGCAGUAGAAGCAACAAUUUUAGUACACCCUCAGGUUCACUGACUGCACACAAUGGAAAUGUUUUGCUACAGGAAUCUGGAAGUCCUUUGCCUCAUUCAGAUGAGCAAGUUUCACCUCCCAUAGAAUAUGUUGAUGGCUUGUUAAAUGACUUUCCUUUAGAAGAUGACUUUCUUCUGGAAGAAGAGAUGCAAAGAGAGCUGGAGGAAGUGCCGCCAGUGGUCGUGAACAGAAACAUAGGUUUAAUUACUGAGAGACUUCCACAUACAUCUAGAAGCUCCUGCAAUUCGUCUUUAAAUGGCACUUGUGAAAAAGAUGAUGUGAAUGAAAGAGAUAAGCCUGCAGAAGCUACCAGUGAGCAAAAGGCUUUUGAAAGAACAGUAUUUCAUGUAGAUGGAAAUAGUAUGAGUAGCUUUUCACAGCACGAGAGUGUACAUCAGACCUGCAGUUCUGCAGAUUUUUCUUUGGAAAAUCCUCCUGAAGAAAGGCAGAAUGAUACAGACCUAGAUGACAGCAGAUGUAAAUCCCAGCACACUUCUGACAGCAGGCUGUUAAAUGAUGAUCCUGUAUUUUUCUUGAAAAUGGAUCCAGAAGCAGAUCAGCAGAAGCAUGAUUCACAGACCUCUCCUUGCAGAACAGUAGAGGCACAUUUAGAUUUAGAUUCUCCACCUUUCACAUAUAUAUCUCUUCUCCUUGCAAAAAAACCAGAAACUGUUACAAUUCUGAAAGUUAAGUGUUUUAUUGUUACUCUCACUGGAAACCUCACAAGCAGCAAUGGGUCCUGGGGUAUAAAGGCAAAAAUCUCUGAUGGUUCAGCUUAUCUUGAAGUAGAUUUUGCUGAUGAUAUUCUAACAAGUUUGAUUGGCUUUUCAGUGCCUGAAAUGAAUAGGCUGAAAAAGGAUCCAGCUUUACAUCUGAAGCUUAAGGAUGGUUUAGAGAAAUGUCAAAAACAACUGAUAGAUCUCUGUUGUUUGAUGACUAUAGAGUUUAAUCCACUUCAGUCUAAAGCCACUGUAUUUAUUCUCCAGGAUGCUGAUGCAAGGCAUCUAGAACAAUUGAAGAAACGUUUGAAUAAAUAAUGUGUGCAAACUUGCAGACUGUAUAUUAGGAAACAUUUAAGUCAGAUUUCCCCUGAAGGACUGUUGAAAGUUAAAUUUUAAAGUUAAGUGGUAUGUCUUUUCUCUUAUCAGGAAAAAUGAUGGAAAUGUGAGAGGAGAUGACUUGUUGGAGCGAAACUUUGCAGUUUGUUUCUUAUGGUGAUAGUAUUGAAAUAAGCUUUCAAAUAUUUCUGUCUUGAUUUAAAAUACUCAUGUAUCAUUUUCAUUCUGCAAAAUCCUUCAGGUCCUCGACUGGUGAUCUGGAGUAGCAGAAUUUGUCAGGAAGUGGAUAACAAUGAACAAACCAUCUUGUUGUUAUAUUUUUUCAAGGGUGAUUACUUACCUGAUUUUUAAAAGGUAGCUAUAGGAGACUAUCAGUCUUUUCUUGGAGAAAAGUGGUUGAGUAAAUUUAAACAAAGAAUUAUUGUUUAAAUGUAGUCACUUCUGACUAUGCCAACCUGAAAACUCAGAUACAUAUUCAGUGUGC
Gymnogyps californianus (California condor) is the source of this 2383-nucleotide messenger RNA. It is a transcript of the gene RMI1, whose product is annotated as RecQ mediated genome instability 1. Gene Ontology annotation, biological process: resolution of meiotic recombination intermediates; double-strand break repair via homologous recombination. The record is from RefSeq and is a predicted model, not a curated record. The coding region runs from base 1 to 1878 and encodes 625 amino acids. Gene Ontology annotation, molecular function: nucleotide binding. The transcript has a single exon. Gene Ontology annotation, cellular component: RecQ family helicase-topoisomerase III complex; nuclear body. NCBI's taxonomy places the organism in Eukaryota, Metazoa, Chordata, Aves, Accipitriformes, Cathartidae.